Neomonachus schauinslandi (Hawaiian monk seal) is the source of this 2937-nucleotide messenger RNA. It is a transcript of the gene KIFAP3, whose product is annotated as kinesin associated protein 3. The record is from RefSeq and is a predicted model, not a curated record. Gene Ontology annotation, biological process: cilium organization; microtubule-based movement. Gene Ontology annotation, cellular component: ciliary transition zone; kinesin II complex; axoneme. Lineage: Eukaryota; Metazoa; Chordata; Mammalia; Carnivora; Phocidae. Gene Ontology annotation, molecular function: kinesin binding. The transcript is spliced from 20 exons. The coding region runs from base 159 to 2540 and encodes 793 amino acids.
GCCUCACCGUGGUAACCGCAGCGCCGCUGCCCCGCCUUGCAGGCCUCUGGACUGUCAUCGCCUUUGGGUGUGGGGAUACUUUGGCCACCGUCCCCGGAAACAGCUCCGCCGGUUUUCUCAGAUACCCCCAUCCUCCCCAAGCUGCCGUCGCCGCCGCCAUGCAAGGGGAGGACGCCAGAUACCUCAAAAGGAAAGUUAAAGGAGGAAAUAUUGAUGUACAUCCAUCAGAAAAAGCACUCAUUGUUCAGUAUGAAGUGGAAGCUACCAUUCUUGGAGAAAUGGGUGAUCCCAUGUUGGGAGAACGAAAGGAAUGCCAAAAGAUCAUUCGUCUUAAGAGUCUCAAUGCCAACACAGAUAUAACUUCCCUGGCACGGAAGGUGGUUGAAGAAUGUAAACUUAUUCAUCCCUCAAAAUUAAAUGAGGUAGAACAGCUAUUGUACUAUCUACAGAACCGCCGUGAUUCAUUGUCAGGAAAAGAAAAAAAAGAAAAAUCAAGCAAGCCUAAAGAUCCACCUCCUUUUGAAGGAAUGGAGAUUGAUGAAGUUGCUAACAUUAAUGAUAUGGAUGAAUACAUUGAGUUACUAUAUGAAGAUAUUCCUGACAAAGUUCGGGGUUCUGCUUUGAUCCUGCAGCUUGCCCGAAAUCCUGAUAACUUGGAAGAACUACUAUUGAAUGAAACUGCCCUUGGUGCAUUAGCAAGAGUCCUAAGAGAAGACUGGAAGCAAAGUGUUGAGUUAGCUACAAAUAUAAUUUACAUCUUUUUUUGCUUUUCCAGCUUUUCUCAGUUUCAUGGACUUAUCACUCACUAUAAAAUUGGAGCUCUAUGUAUGAAUAUCAUUGAUCAUGAGUUAAAAAGACAUGAGCUGUGGCAAGAAGAACUCUCUAAGAAGAAGAAAGCUGUUGAUGAAGACCCUGAAAACCAAACCUUGAGAAAAGAUUAUGAAAAAACCUUUAAAAAAUACCAGGGGCUUGUGGUAAAACAAGAACAGCUCUUACGAGUUGCUCUUUAUUUGCUUCUGAAUCUUGCUGAAGAUACACGUACAGAAUUGAAGAUGAGGAACAAGAACAUAGUUCACAUGCUGGUGAAGGCUCUUGAUCGGGACAAUUUUGAGCUGCUUAUUCUAGUUGUGUCAUUCUUGAAGAAACUCAGCAUUUUUAUGGAGAAUAAAAAUGAUAUGGUGGAAAUGGAUAUCGUUGAAAAACUGGUAAGAAUGAUACCUUGUGAACAUGAAGAUCUGCUGAAUAUCACCCUCCGACUUUUACUUAACUUAUCCUUUGACACAGGACUGAGGAAUAAGAUGGUACAAGUUGGACUGCUUCCCAAACUCACUGCACUCCUAGGUAAUGAAAACUACAAACAAAUAGCAAUGUGUGUCCUUUACCACAUAAGCAUGGAUGACCGCUUUAAAUCAAUGUUUGCAUACACUGACUGUAUACCACAGUUAAUGAAGAUGCUGUUUGAAUGUUCAGAUGAACGAAUUGAUUUGGAACUCAUUUCUUUCUGCAUUAAUCUUGCUGCUAACAAAAGGAAUGUACAGCUUAUCUGUGAAGGAAAUGGGCUGAAGAUGCUCAUGAAGAGGGCUCUGAAGUUCAAGGAUCCAUUGCUGAUGAAAAUGAUUAGGAAUAUUUCCCAGCAUGAUGGACCAACUAAAAAUUUAUUUAUUGAUUAUGUUGGGGACCUUGCAGCCCAGAUCUCUAAUGAUGAGGAAGAGGAGUUUGUGAUUGAAUGUUUAGGAACUCUUGCAAAUUUGACCAUUCCAGACUUAGACUGGGAACUGGUUCUUAAGGAGUACAAGUUAGUUCCGUACCUCAAGGAUAAACUAAAACCAGGUGCUGCAGAAGAUGACCUUGUCUUAGAAGUGGUCAUAAUGAUCGGAACCGUGUCUAUGGAUGACUCUUGUGCCGCACUGCUAGCCAAAUCUGGGAUAAUCCCUGCACUCAUUGAAUUGCUAAAUGCUCAACAAGAAGAUGAUGAAUUUGUAUGUCAGAUAAUUUACGUAUUCUACCAGAUGGUUUUCCACCAAGCCACAAGAGAUGUCAUAAUCAAGGAAACACAGGCUCCAGCAUAUCUCAUAGAUCUGAUGCAUGAUAAAAAUAAUGAAAUCCGAAAGGUCUGUGAUAAUACAUUGGAUAUUAUAGCGGAAUAUGAUGAAGAAUGGGCUAAGAAAAUUCAGAGUGAAAAGUUUCGCUGGCAUAACUCUCAGUGGCUAGAGAUGGUAGAGAGCCGUCAGAUGGAUGAGAGUGAGCAGUACUUGUAUGGUGAUGAUCGAAUUGAGCCAUACAUCCAUGAAGGGGAUAUUCUUGAAAGACCUGACCUUUUCUAUAACUCAGAUGGAUUAAUUGCUUCUGAAGGAGCCAUAAGUCCAGAUUUCUUCAAUGAUUAUCACCUUCAAAAUGGAGAUGUAGUUGGGCAGCAGUCAUUUCCUGGCAGCCUUGGAAUGGAUGGCUUUGGCCAAUCAGUUGGUAUUCUUGGACGCCCUGCCACAGCUUAUGGAUUCCACCCUGAUGAACCCUACUACUAUGGCUAUGGAUCUCGAUAAAGUCACACCUUAACAUAUGUACUCUCAAGUUAGAAGAAAUCUGUGUGGGUUGGGUUAACUUUGAAUCUUGGCUAAUAAUGCAUGUUGAUAUUAUUGUGGGUCUGUGGUUUUUUUUUUUUUCCAUGCUGUUAGCUACAAAUUAACUCUGAUCCCUCUGUCCUCUGUUAAGUACAGUUGAUGUUUGACACUGUUCACCGCAUCUUGAUGCUGAAUAACAUUUCCCAUGUUAUUCAAAGAGACGCAAAAGUAAAUGCUGAAAAGCAACCAGACUGGAAAACAAACACUACAUUAUGUACAUUAAGUGACUAAAUUUAAUUUCUAUUAAAAAGAAGGAUAAAGUACAAACAAAUUAGCGAAAGUCAUGUGUUUCUAUUUAAUGUGUUUCAUUAGGAGUUUC